Molecule: messenger RNA, 1926 nt
Organism: Pestalotiopsis fici W106-1
Lineage: Eukaryota; Fungi; Ascomycota; Sordariomycetes; Amphisphaeriales; Sporocadaceae
Exons: 5
Coding region: 1-1926 (641 amino acids)
Cellular component (GO): membrane
Molecular function (GO): sucrose:proton symporter activity
Source: RefSeq, a predicted model, not a curated record
AUGGCAGCUACAACUUCGGAAAAGUCGGGUGUCGCUCGAGACGGCGAUGCAGUGAAGGAAAGCGCCUUGCAUUCACCGAGGUCUAGCAGCGAUCGCAACGGCGAAGACGACGACGAAACCGGAUCGCAAGCUUGGGAACCUUUUGACGAGGACUGGGCCGACCCAACCCUACAUCAGCAAGCUGCCUCGCGCGACGGCGCAUCCGAUCCGAACGACGACGACGACGACGACGGUUGGGUGCGCAAUCCAAAUAACCCGGCAGAGAUGACGAAGUGGGCAGGACAGCCCUCUGUUCGAGGCUCGUCUGAUGCCAUGCGCAUGAUACUGCUCAACUUUUGCACAUUGGGGAUAACCUUUACCUGGGGAGUUGAGAUGACCUACUGUACACCGUACCUACUAAGUCUGGGACUCACCAAAAGCAAAACCUCCUUGGUUUGGAUCGCUGGUCCAUUGUCGGGCUUGGUCGUCCAGCCCAUUGUCGGCGCAAUUGCAGAUGAAUCCAGAUCACGAUGGGGCCGUCGUCGACCCUUCAUAGUCAUUGGCGCUAUCGUGGUUGCGCUCAGUCUCUUGGCCCUCGGCUUCACGCAAGAAAUAGUGGGACUUUUCGUAUCGGAUGAAGAAGCCGCAAAGACGAUUACAAUCUUGGUCGCCGUCCUGGCAAUCUAUGCCGUGGACUUUUCCAUCAAUGCAGUGAUGUCAGCCGCCAGGAGUCUCAUGGUGGAUGUUUUGCCUAUUGCAAAGCAACAAGAUGGAGCAGCAUGGAGCAGCAGAUUGUCUGCAAUUGGCCACAUGAUUGGCUAUGCUGCCGGCGCGGUUGAUCUGGGCGCCAUCUUUGGCGACUUUCUGGGCGACACCCAGUUCAAGAAGCUCACAGUGGUCGCUGCUUUUGGCAUCUUGUCAUCUUCACUCGUGACAGCCAUGACAGUGACAGAGAAGAUACUUGUAGAUGUUCGAAAAGAUCCGCGGCAGGAGGGCGGCAGGCUCAAGGUGUUUGGCCAGAUUUGGUCAACCAUCCUCCAUUUGCCUCCACGCAUCCGAGCCAUUUGCCAUGCACAAUUCUGGGCAUGGAUUGGAUGGUUUCCUUUCUUGUUUUACGGAACCACCUGGGUUGGCGAGACCUAUUUCCGAUACGAUGUCCCUGAUGAUGCUAGGGAUUCCAAAGACACACUCGGUGAUAUGGGUCGCAUUGGCAGCACUUCCUUGGUGAUUUACUCGGCCAUCACAUUCAUCGGUGCUUGGCUUUUGCCUCUGCUAGUAAAGAGCCCAGAAGACGAGAGCUUCACGCAGCGGCCACCACAAAGUGUUGCGCAUGUACUGGAAAAGUUUCAGCGAUACAAGCCCGACCUAUUGACAGCAUGGAUGAUGGGACACGUUCUCUUUGCCGGCGCCAUGUUCUUAGCGCCCUUUGCGACGAGCUUCAAAUUCGCAACAGUUCUUGUGUGUAUCUGCGGAUUACCGUGGACAAUGGCGAUGUGGGCCCCAGUUGCUUUCUUGGGCAUUGAAGUGAACAAACUAAGUGUUGGUGGCGGCGAUCGCGGUACAUCAUCAUAUCAUCCACUAGACUCUGUCGAGAUGUCUGAAAUGAAUGAUCGAUCCUCGUUGCACUUGGAGCGUGGACCUGUUGAACAGGACGAAUCAGACGGAGACGCAAAAAGCGGCUCAUCAGGUGAACUAUCGGGCAUCUACUUCGGGAUCCUGAACAUCUAUACGACAAUACCGCAGUUCAUAGGGACCUUUAUCAGCACGAUCGUGUUUGCCAUUUUCGCCCCAGGAACACAUCCCGACCUUCAUGGCGGAGGACAAGAUGAUGAGUCAAAGAAAACCCCUGCCGCUGACGGACCUAAUGCCAUUUCGAUAUGCCUGUUUAUUGGCGCAAUGAGUGCGACUGUGGCGAUUUUUGCGACACGAAAACUCAAAUACUUGUAA